This is a messenger RNA of Somion occarium, 177 nucleotides long. NCBI's taxonomy places the organism in Eukaryota, Fungi, Basidiomycota, Agaricomycetes, Polyporales, Cerrenaceae. The record is from the annotation of a GenBank genome assembly.
AUGGAUCUCUUUUCCUCUUUCGACACGCAUUCCGCAUUUGUCGGUUCUCCCGACCAAACCACUCCAACAAUGCCCUCUCAGGCACAAUCUUCUUCAGGAGACGACUUAUACGAUCUCUUACCCCUCGAUUUGGAGCACAGUGGAGACACUGGUCGCUUCUACUGCGUUAUCGCCUGA